Messenger RNA from Notothenia coriiceps (black rockcod), 875 nucleotides. RefSeq names its product Golgi to ER traffic protein 4 homolog. The transcript is spliced from 3 exons. The coding region runs from base 203 to 679 and encodes 158 amino acids. Gene Ontology annotation, molecular function: protein binding. Gene Ontology annotation, biological process: protein insertion into ER membrane. Gene Ontology annotation, cellular component: BAT3 complex; cytosol. NCBI's taxonomy places the organism in Eukaryota, Metazoa, Chordata, Actinopteri, Perciformes, Nototheniidae. The record is from RefSeq and is a predicted model, not a curated record.
CAAUCAGAGACAGGCUCUAUAUAUAUCUGAGACCUGUGAUAUAUUGAUGAAAAACAGUCUAAUAGGGGACCUUUCAAAUCUAAAGCCUUGACCAUUUAGUCAAACAAAAAGAGUGUAUAUUCUAAAUGAGUGCAGGAAUAAUCCUUACUCUCAAAGGUGUUGUUGGAUUGAGGGUGUGGUAUUGUAGAUAGUAGUAUUGUUGAUGCAUCCUCCUCCAGUGUGUGUGUCAUAUCCAUUUCUGUCUGUCAGCAUUUUCUGUAAAGCGUUUGAUCUCUCUAUCUCUGUUCCUUCUUCCUCCGUGUCCCACUUUCUGAAUCAUUUUCUCUCCCACCUUCUCCCCGUCUCCUCUGAUCCUCCUCGCUGCAGGUUCCUCUGCUUAAAGAACAAAAGCGGUGCUUCCGUGGUGUUCAGCACAUACACAGAGAAACACCCGUCCAUAGAGAAGGGCCCUCCCUUCGUCCAGCCCCUACUCAACUUUAUCUGGUUUCUGCUGCUGGCAGUGGAUGGGGGUAAAUUAACAGUUUUCACAGUGUUAUGUGAGCAAUAUCAACCUUCCCUGAAGAGGGACCCCAUGUAUAAUGAGUAUCUCGACAGAAUAGGACAGGUUUUCUUUGGCGUUCCUCCCAAACAGUCCCCAUCAUACGGAGGACUGCUAGGUGAGUGGACACCGACACUUUAAAGCAAAUGUUUGGGAUUAUUUACACACAAGUUCCUGUCAUCUCAGUGCCAGCGAUAGGCUUUAUGUUGCUUUUCCCAGACGGCCACACCCCGACCUUCCUACGUCUCAUAAAUAAACUGUUUCAAGAGAGGAAGCAUUUCAGUUAUUAAAUAGUACAUGAUCUGAAUUCAAGUAUUCCUGUUUCACCAAACUAAAC